GUCUCUCUCUCUCAAACUCGCGCAGCGCAAACUUUUCCCUAAGACUUUUUCAGCUCGUGCCCCCGGAGCGCUCCGUGCGAAGAGACACGAGAAAAACUGCAGACAGAAACAAAACAAACUCAGAGGCGGAGUGCGUGAAGAGGCGGGAUGGUGCUCCAGCCGAGCUGCACAUGUGAGCCCAGAGGCCACCGGUAGCGCUUCUUUUUACUCUUUAAUUCAAAGCACAGAGAGUAAGAGGAGAGGACGCAGUCUGACAGAGAGAGUAAAAGAAAAAAAAAAAGAAAAAAAAAAAAAGUUCUGUGCUACAAGUGUCCUGUCACCUCGGGGAGAUGUUCUACUUGCCGGUGUUCAGCUGGAUCCUCCUGGGCGGUCUGCUGCAAACUGUGGCACCCUGGGGUGCGGGGCGUACGGGCAGACCGAGGCAGUGCGACCCACCGAAGUCGCAAAGCGAGCUGAAUUCUUUCCUGUGGAGAAUAAACCGCACACCUCCUCAGCCACCCUCUUACUUGUUUGGUACCAUCCACGUUCCCUACACCCGAGUCUGGGACUUCAUCCCCGACAGCUCCAAGCAAGCCUUCCGAAGCAGCAGCAACGUGUUCUUUGAGCUGGACCUCACAGAUCCUCUGACCAUCUCCAAGCUCACUAGCUGCCAGCUGCUCCCCCACGGAGAAAACCUGCAGACCCUUUUGCCGCGAGACCUGUACCGUCGCCUCAAACGCCACCUGGACUACGUCAAACACAUGAUGCCUUAUUGGAUGACGGCGGACCAGAGAGGUCGUGGCCUGUACGCCGACUAUCUGUUCAACGCUAUCGCAGGGAACUGGGAGAGAAAGAGGCCUGUGUGGGUGAUGCUGAUGGUAAACUCGUUGACGGAGUGGGACGUCCGGUCCAGAGGGACUCCAGUGUUGGACUUGUUCUUGGCUCAAGAGGCAGAACGAAUGAGGAAGAAGACGGGCGCAGUGGAGCGGGUUGAGGAGCAGUGUCACCCCCUUAAUGGGCUAAACUUCUCUCAGGUUUUGUUUGCAUUGAAUCAGACGCUGUUGCAGCAUGAGGGUGUCCGAGCGGGCAGUCUGCAAGGAUCCUACACCACGGAAGAUCUCAUCACACACUACAACUGUGGGGAUCUUAACUCUAUCAUCUUCAACCAUGACACCUCACAGCUGCCUCACUUCAUCAACAGCUCUCUGCCAGCACAUGACCGUAUGACUGCCAUGCAGAUUGACAACUACUUCCGUCAGGAGCUCAUCUACAAACGCAAUGAGCGAAUGGCUCGACGCGUCUCUGCACUGCUGCAGAAGAAUCCCAACCAGACUUUCUUUUUCGCUUUUGGAGCAGGUCACUUCCUUGGGAACCACAGUGUGCUGGAUAUACUCAAGCUGGACGGUUAUGAAAUUGUUCAUCUUCUCUCUGACCAUCAUGAGCAAGUUACAGAGAGUAAACGAGAUCCAGAACUGCCUGAAGCAAGGUCUGUUGAAGAGCCCUUAGACACCAGUACAGUGACUCCCACCAGCUGGCCAACCGGUCUGGAGGAGGAGAUGGAAGACCCAGAUGAUGUGCCUGGGCUGCAAGGGGAGGAGCUGCCUCACAUGCUUCUCCCCGACAGCCUGAAUCAGCUGGAGGAGUUUGGACGGCACAAACGGCCCCACAAAGCCCACCGGAGCCAUGGAAGGCCCAGACUGUUCAGUGACCUGUGGGUUCGCUUUGGGGAUAGCACACCACCACCUAAUGUGAGGAUAAUCAACGGGUAUAUAACAGUGGAGCCGCCACUGACCCAUCAAGAACAACACAGACAGUUGGAAAUCUUUUCUAUAGAGCGACACGCUGACUCUCCUUCGCCCACACUGCACAGCCUCAGCUCAGCCCAGCUGGCUCACACUUCCCUCACCCUGUCUUGUAUUUUAGCCUGGUUUUUAUCACACAUGCUGCUCACCUCCUGACCACAAGACAGAGCUAUCUCGCAGUCAGACACUUAAGACGCUACUACAUCCAUACCAGAGCAGAGGAAUGUACGUGAUAAAGACAAACAACGGUGGCCAUCAUCAGCACGCGCAGACAUGAGAUGGAGAGAAGCUUCAGCCAGCAGGACAGCGGAUCUUCAGAGGGAACACUCCUGCCGUCAGCCUCCUCAGUACAGACAUCAUGUUGGAAGUGUUUAAUGACUCACCAGGCGUCAAAUUGUGAGGAAGAGGCUCGUAACAAAGGCACAACAACUGGCCGUGGAUGAAGAUUUACAGGCCUGUCGAACUAUUAGAAUAACAAACACAUAACAGUGAAUUAUUCCAAAGAAUUGGAGUCUUGACCUAAUGUAAUUUUAAUAUUGUGUAGAAAAAAUUUACUUUAACAUUGAGAUUUGAACAUAUCAAUGACGGUUAUGAUUCUGUGAUAAAUGGCUUCAUUGCACACAGUGCUGUGCAAUGAAGCACUGUGAGUUGUCACUUUGUAAAUUGUGCAUUUGUUCAUAAAGAAAAUUUGUACUGUAUUUAUUAAUUCUGGAAAACAGAGUAUAUUUUCUUGCUAUUUGAUAAAUAGAAAAAAAAUAAAAAUAACUAAUGACGUA
Molecule: messenger RNA, 2557 nt
Organism: Xiphophorus hellerii (green swordtail)
Lineage: Eukaryota; Metazoa; Chordata; Actinopteri; Cyprinodontiformes; Poeciliidae
Gene: trabd2b
Product: TraB domain containing 2B
Exons: 7
Coding region: 330-1937 (535 amino acids)
Biological process (GO): negative regulation of Wnt signaling pathway
Cellular component (GO): organelle membrane; plasma membrane
Molecular function (GO): Wnt-protein binding; metalloendopeptidase activity
Source: RefSeq, a predicted model, not a curated record